GUCCCCGCCGCGUCACCGGAAGCCGGAAGGAGGCGAGGCGCCAGCUGAGGGGGCUCGCCAGGGUCUCCCGUCCCCUCGGCCGGAGGAGGAGGAGGAGGCGCCGCAGCAGCGAAAGCCGCAGAGCCGCGAACGCCCCCCCGCUCCCCCCCCGACGCCGCCAUGGGCUGCUGCUACAGCAGCGAGAACGAAGCCUCCGACCAGGGGGAGGAGUCCAAGCCCCUGCUGCCCCCAGCCUCCAGCCCACCCAACAAGUCCAUGAAUGGAAUGGAAUCCUGCUGCACUCUGCCUUCAGCCCGGACGGACGAGCAGGCGCUCCUCUCCUCCAUUCUGGCUAAGACAGCCAUCAACAUCAUUGAUGUUUCAGCCGCAGAUCAGCAGCAGAUGGAGCAGCACGAGUACAUGGACCGAGCGCGGCAGUACAGCACCCGGCUGGCCGUGCUGAGCAGCAGCCUCACGCACUGGAAGAAGCUCCCUCUGCUGCCCUCGCUGACCAACCAGCCGCACCAAGUACUCGCCAGUGACCCCGUGCCCUUUGCAGACCUGCAACAGGUCUCCCGGAUAGCUGCCUAUGCCUUCAGUGCCCUCUCCCAGAUCCGCGUGGAUGCGAAAGAAGAACUGGUGGUGCAGUUUGGGAUCCCCUGAUGCCCGUCCUCUCGCCCGAGUUUGGGUUUUCCUCCUCCACUUUUAAUUUCUCUCCUCCCCACCACUGGAUCGACACCGCAGUGGACCUCGCACACCAGAAGGGACACUGGAUCUGUUAUCUGGCCACAGGGACACUUAACGUGUGGAGAGCCGAGGCUGACAAGACCCGUCACUUGGCGCCCUCCUCCUCCUCCUCCUCCUCCUCCUCCUCUUCUCCCUGGCUUGGCAAGGCAGUGCCCGGUCGGGCACCAGGAGGAAGGUGACUCUGGGACUCACGCCGGGGGAGGGGUGGGCGGGCGGGCGGUGGGCUUCAUUUACCUUUGUGGUUGUGGCUCUGGAAUUUUGACUUUGUGCGGGAGAGGAUGGGAUGGAGGGAGACAAGCAAGCCAGGGGGGGGGGCUUUUGUUCUUCCCCCCCCUCCCCUUCUGGCUGAGCUGGAUUGUUCCCUUCCAUCACCUGAUCUUUGAUUGUUUUAGAGUGGGUGGGGAAGCAGCCCUGGUGAAUUAGAGCUUUUAAGGGCUUUGGAAGUGAAGCCUUUCGACCUUAGCCUCCUCCUCGGUCUGUACCCCUCCCCUCUUUUACCUCGCUGAGCUGUCAUUUUAAUUUUUUUUUUUUUUUGGUUUUGCUAAAGUAGGUUAAGAAAAGUAUAAAUAUAUUC
Molecule: messenger RNA, 1300 nt
Organism: Ahaetulla prasina
Lineage: Eukaryota; Metazoa; Chordata; Lepidosauria; Squamata; Colubridae
Gene: LAMTOR1
Product: late endosomal/lysosomal adaptor, MAPK and MTOR activator 1
Exons: 5
Coding region: 160-642 (160 amino acids)
Biological process (GO): positive regulation of TOR signaling; regulation of receptor recycling; lysosome organization
Cellular component (GO): Ragulator complex; membrane raft; late endosome membrane
Molecular function (GO): molecular adaptor activity; guanyl-nucleotide exchange factor activity
Source: RefSeq, a predicted model, not a curated record